This is a messenger RNA of Rotaria sp. Silwood2, 558 nucleotides long. The record is from the annotation of a GenBank genome assembly. Lineage: Eukaryota; Metazoa; Rotifera; Eurotatoria; Philodinida; Philodinidae.
AUGAAAUUUUUAUUUCGUUAUUUCAUUCCAGCAACAAUAAAAAUGUCUUACUCUAUUUCUCGUCGUAUUCCACUAGGUCCUGGUCAAGAAUCUGUAUGGGACUAUCCUCGACCACCUCGUGUUGAAGAUACAUCUAAACAUAUUGAAGUUAUAUUUAAUGGUAUAGUAAUAGCUGAUACUCGACGUGCGAAACGUGUACUAGAAACAAGUCAUCCUCCUACUUAUUAUUUGCCACCGGAGGAUGUUUGUUUAAAAGAAUUUUUCAAACCUAUUUCAAAUGAAAAAUCAUCGUAUUGUGAAUGGAAAGGUGUAGCAAAUUACUAUACAAUUGAAGUCAAUGGCAAACGAGCAGAAAAUGCAGCUUGGUAUUAUUCAAAACCAACAGAACCUCAAUUUUCUUCUAUUAAAGAUCAUAUUGCUAUCUAUGCUAGUCAAAUGGAUGAAUGUCGAGUUGAUGGUGAACGUGUAAUACCACAACCAGGACAAUUCUAUGGUGGAUGGAUUACUAAAGAUAUUGUCGGACCUUUUAAAGGCGAACCUGGCAGCAUGGGAUGGUAA